Molecule: messenger RNA, 3915 nt
Organism: Mobula hypostoma (lesser devil ray)
Lineage: Eukaryota; Metazoa; Chordata; Chondrichthyes; Myliobatiformes; Myliobatidae
Product: deleted in malignant brain tumors 1 protein-like
Exons: 42
Coding region: 1-3411 (1136 amino acids)
Source: RefSeq, a predicted model, not a curated record
AUGGCUUUGAAAGCAAGAGUUCUUUUAUGUGCCUUUCUCAUUACCUUCUUUGCGCCGAGCCAUGAAUACACAAUAAUAGCAGACACGACUGAAACAACAACUGGAACAGACACGACUGAAACAACAACUGGAACAGACACGACUGAAACAACAACUGGAACAGAACCAAUAACAGGAGACGGUUCCUGCCGAUACAACUGUGGGAGAUAUUCAUAUGGUUGCUCCUGUGAUUACAACUGUCGUUACUAUGGCAACUGUUGUAUGGAUUUCUGUGACUACUGCGCCUACAUGGAUUAUGGAUACUGUGGUGUUCCACCUACAGAAGUGUCAACGCUGAUAUGGGAGACAACAGCAUAUGGUUCCUGCCGAUACAACUGUGGGGGAUAUUCAUCUGAUUGCUCCUGUGAUUACAACUGUCGUUACAAUGGCAACUGUUGUAUGGAUUUCUGUGACUACUGCGCCUACAUGGAUUACGGAUACUGUGGUGUUCCACCUACAGAAGUGUCAACGCUGAUAUGGGAGACAACAGCAUAUGGUUCCUGCCGAUACAACUGUGGGGGAUAUUCAUCUGAUUGCUCCUGUAAUUACAACUGUCGUUACAAUGGCAACUGUUGUAUGGAUUUCUGUGACUACUGCGCCUACAUGGAUUACGGAUACUGUGGUGUUUCAACUGCAGUGUCAACGCCAAUAUGGGAGACAACAGCAUAUGGUUCCUGCCGAUACAACUGUGGGGGAUAUUCAUCUGAUUGCUCCUGUAAUUACAACUGUCGUUACAAUGGCAACUGUUGUAUGGAUUUCUGUGACUACUGCGCCUACAUGGAUUACGGAUACUGUGGUGUUUCAACUGCAGUGUCAACGCCAAUAUGGGAGACAACAGCAUAUGGUUCCUGCCGAUACAACUGUGGGGGAUAUUCAUCUGAUUGCUCCUGUAAUUACAACUGUCGUUACAAUGGCAACUGUUGUAUGGAUUUCUGUGACUACUGCGCCUACAUGGAUUACGGAUACUGUGGUGUUUCAACUGCAGUGUCAACGCCAAUAUGGGAGACAACAGCAUAUGGUUCCUGCCGAUACAACUGUGGGGGAUAUUCAUCUGAUUGCUCCUGUAAUUACAACUGUCGUUACAAUGGCAACUGUUGUAUGGAUUUCUGUGACUACUGCGCCUACAUGGAUUACGGAUACUGUGGUGUUUCAACUGCAGGACCAACGACGGCAUGGGAGACAACAGCAUACGGUUCCUGCCAAUACAACUGUGGGGGAUAUUCAUCUGAUUGCUCCUGUGAUUACAACUGUCAUUACAAUGGCAACUGUUGUACGGAUUUCUGUGACUACUGUGCCUACAUCGAUUAUGGAUACUGUGGUCUUACCACCACUGCACCAGCAUACGGUUCCUGCCGAUACAACUGUGGGGGAUAUUCAUCUUAUUGCUCCUGUGAUUACAACUGUCGUUACAAUGGCAACUGUUGUACGGAUUUCUGUGACUACUGCGCCUACAUGGAUUAUGGAUACUGUGGUCUUACCACCACUCCACCAGCAUACGGUUCCUGCCGAUACAACUGUGGGGGAUAUUCAUCUGAUUGCUCCUGUGAUUACAACUGUCGUUACAAUGGCAACUGUUGUACGGAUUUCUGUGACUACUGCGCCUACAUGGAUUAUGGAUACUGCGGUCUUACCACCACUGCACCAGUGUCAACGCCGAUAUGGGAGACAACAGGGUAUGGUUCUUGCAGAUACAACUGUGGGGGGUCUUCAUUCGGAUGUUCCUGUGAUUCCAGCUGCCAGUAUUAUGGCCGCUGUUGUCCUGAUUUCUGUGACCAUUGUGCUUACAUCGAUUAUGGGUACUGUGGAAUUAGCACAACAGAACCAGUAACAGGUGUAUGUGGAGGUUAUCUCUAUAAUCUUGAUGGAUCUUUCCUCAGUCCUGGCUAUCCAUACAGCUAUUCAAAUUCUGACACCUGCGUCUGGUACAUAAGAGUGAGCCAUAGAUAUAUAAUAGAUCUGUGGUUUACUGACAUUGACCUGGAAGUUUCAUCAGGUUGUCAUUAUGAUUAUGUUGCAAUAUAUGACGGACCUUCUACAUCUUAUAAUUUGCUUGAAAAACUCUGCCGUGCUUCAAAUGGAACAUUUACAUCAUCAUCCAACAGUAUGACAGUCCAUUUUCGAACAGAUUCUAGCGUAACUAGACGUGGUUUCGCUGCAAAUUACCGCUCUCUGCCCAUCAAUAAUGGUUAUUCGUGUGGAGGUUUCCUUGAUGAGGCCUUUGGAUCCAUUAUGAGUCCUAAUUAUCCAAACUUGUAUCCAAAUAGCGCAGAAUGCACUUGGUACAUAAGAACAAACAGCUCAAAAGUAAUAUAUUUGCGGAUCACUGACUUAGAGCUCGAGGCUCCAUCAAGUUGCCCGUAUGAUUUUGUUGCAGUGUAUGAUGGACCUACAAGAAAUUCUCCUCUGCUUGCCAAGUUUUGCCAUGAGCCAAAUUCGGCUUUCACAUCAUCAUCCAACAGUAUGACAGUUUAUUUCCGGACAGAUGGCAGUGUAACCAGACGUGGCUUCACUGCAAGCUACCACACUCUGCCCAGCAAUUACGCAAUUUUAACCUGUUCAACAAAUUAUAUGGAUGCAAAAAUUGAUAAAUCGUAUCUCAGCAUUCUGGGUUUUAAUGAGUCCAGUCUCCACUUGAAUGACCAAAGCUGCACGCCAAUAAUAACAGCUGAUAAAGUGGAAUUCACAAUACCACUUGAUCAAUGUGGUACAAUACGGGAGGUAAACAAUGGCAGCAUCAUUUAUUCCAAUACCAUCCGAUCUUCACCUUCUGACUCCACUAUAGUUCGUACGCAAUACCUGCAGAUUAAUAUUGGCUGUGAAAUGCAACAGGAUACGAUGGUUAAGGUCAUGUAUGUGGCAAAUGAAAACUCAGCACCUGAAAUAAUUCAUAAUUUAACAGAAUCUGGCAUGUUUAGAGCCAGCAUGAAUUUCUAUGAAUCAUCACUCUUUGCCACACCAGUGUCAGAUUCACCUUACUACGUGGAUCUCCUACAGAAUCUUUUCGUACAGGUUAACCUGAGCAGCUCUGAUGCCCGUCUUAAAGUUUUUGUGGAUACCUGCGUUGCAUCGCCAUAUAAUUUCAGCUGGCCAUCAAUAACCUAUUAUCUCAUCAAGAAUGGGUGUGUGAGGGAUGAGACGUAUGACACAUUGCCCUCACCAGCCAACAACAUCGCACGAUUCCAAUUCAGUGCCUUUAAAUUCCUGAACGCACAUUCCUCAGUCUACCUGCGCUGUGAACUUGUGAUAUGUGAAGCUUAUGAUUACUCCUCCCGUUGCUACCGUGGGUGCAUGUCUCGGCAAAAGAGGGCCACAGUUUCUUCAAAGGGAAAUACUGAUGUUACGUUGGGACCAAUUGAACUCAAAGGAGAUUAAUGAUAUUAUGAAAAUUCAGAUCUGGAAAAGAUGCGGACAAGGCUGAACAGACAAAUAUCCAAUCCAAUUUACCAUUUAUCCUGCCUCUGCUGGUUCUGUUUGGAGUUGUUUCACCACUGGAUGCCACUGUGAUAGAAUAAUUCAGGAAUCUGCAAGAAAAAGAAAAAAACAUUUUCAUGAACAUCUUUUACAUUUUAUGUGGAAUUCUACUGUGAAGUGAUGCUUUUAAUUGAUUGUUGACCUGAGUAGAUCCAAAACACUCCAAGCUAAUUAUACAGCAACCUUACAUGCACAAAUAUCAAAAGAUGAUCAAAGUUAUCUCUAAGGUUAUCCUAAGCAAUUAACUUGGUUCUUGAGAUUAUUUAUGAACAUAUGUCAUUUAUUAUAACUCCCAAUUAGAACACAAAUUUUAACUAAAAUUACUUGUCCAUUUGCUUCUAUUUCCAUUAAUUCAUUGCAAAGAAAUACAUUAACUGUAAUUAAAAAGUGGAACAAUAAAGCAUU